Messenger RNA from Hipposideros armiger (great roundleaf bat), 2539 nucleotides. RefSeq names its product histone deacetylase 10 (gene HDAC10). Gene Ontology annotation, molecular function: deacetylase activity. The record is from RefSeq and is a predicted model, not a curated record. Bases 251 to 2263 code for a protein of 670 amino acids. NCBI's taxonomy places the organism in Eukaryota, Metazoa, Chordata, Mammalia, Chiroptera, Hipposideridae. The transcript is spliced from 20 exons. Gene Ontology annotation, biological process: epigenetic regulation of gene expression.
GGGACGGUACUGGUCGGAGUCGAAGGAAGCCGGAAGCAGGUCCCGGGUGCCACCCAGACAACCCGGGACUCACUCUGUUGCCGCCUGCGGCCUGAGGCCCCCUUCCCGCCUAGGUUGUGCGUGUUCCUGCCCAGGCUCUGUGCCCACCGCCCGCUCUGACCCAGGCGUGGCACUGCAAGGAGGGGACCCUGAGAGUGGGGGCGUCUGUGUCCACCCACACAGGGUGGCCCAAAGUGACCACGGCCAAGCCAUGGGAACCGCACUCGUGUACCACGAGGACAUGACGGAGGCCAGGCUGCUCUGGGAGGACCCCGAGUGCGAGAUCGAAUCUCCUGAACGCCUGACCACCGCCCUGGAACGCCUGCAGCAGCGUGGCCUGGAGCAGAGGUGCCUGAGGUUGACAGCCCAAGAGGCCUCAGAGGCAGAGCUGGGCUUGGUGCACAGCCCCGAAUACGUGGCCCUGUUGCGGGAGACCCAGGCCUUGGGCAUGGGGGAGCUCCAGGCGCUGUCUGGACAGUACGAUGCCGUCUACUUCCAUCCGAGUACCUUCCACUGUGCCCGGUUGGCCGUGGGGGCUGGGCUGCAGCUGGUGGAUGCAGUACUGACAGGAACUGUGCACAAUGGGCUUGCCCUGGUGAGGCCUCCUGGGCACCAUAGCCAGAGGGCUGCCGCCAAUGGAUUCUGCGUGUUCAAUAAUGUGGCCAUAGCAGCCAAACAUGCCCAGCAGAAGCAUGGGCUGCACAGGAUCCUCAUUGUUGACUGGGAUGUCCACCAUGGCCAGGGCAUCCAGUAUAUCUUCGAGGACGACCCCAGCAUCCUUUACUUCUCCUGGCACCGCUAUGAGCACGGGCGCUUCUGGCCCUACCUACGAGAGUCCAAUGCAGACGUUGUCGGGCAGGGACAGGGCCGAGGCUUUACUGUCAACUUGCCCUGGAACCAGGUCGGGAUGGGAAAUGCUGACUACAUGGCUGCCUUUCUGCACGUGCUGCUUCCCGUGGCCUUUGAGUUUGACCCUGAGCUGGUACUGGUCGCAGCAGGAUUUGACUCGGCGAUCGGGGACCCCGAGGGGCAGAUGCAGGCCACGCCCGAGUGUUUUGCCCACCUCACACAGCUGCUUCAGGUGCUGGCCGGUGGCCGGGUCUGCGCCGUACUGGAGGGUGGCUACCACCUGGAGUCGCUCUCCCAGUCAGUGUGCAUGAUGGUGCAGGCCCUGCUGGGUGACCCUGCCCCACCGCUGUCGGGGCCCAUGGUGCCACAUCACAGCGCCCUGGAGUCCAUCCAGAGUGUCCGGGCAGCACAGGCCCCUCACUGGACAAGCCUCCAGCAGCAAGGCCCGGCCCCCAUCCCGAGUCCCAGCACCCACUCCCCAGAGGGGAAACCCUUGAGUCUGCUGACUGGGGGUUCUGAACUCAAGACUGCAGCAACCCAGGCCGCGGCGGCACUGAGCUCCCUCCUGGACCAGCUGCACCUCCGGCCCACGCCCCCUGUCCGCACAGCUGUUGCCCUGACUUCGCUGGGUGCUGGCCUGGUCCUGCCCCCUGAGGUCCUCCGUGAGGAGGGGUCAGCCCCGCAGGAGGAGACGCAGGCCUGGGCCAAGCUACACGAGGCCCUGGCCAAGGACGAGGCCCUCACUGCACUUGGGAAGGUCCUGUACCUCUUGGAUGGGAUCCUGGAUGGGCAGAUGAGCAGUGGCAUCGCAGCUACCCCGGCCCCUGCUACAGCUGCCACCCUGGAUGUGGCCGUUCGGCGUGGACUGUCUCAGGGAGCCCAGAGGCUGCUGUGUGUGGCCGUGGGACAACUGGACCGGCCCUCAGACCUUGCUGAUGAUGGGAGGAAUCUGUGGCUGAACAUCGGGGGCAAGGAGGCGGCUGCUCUGUCCACGUUCUACGUGUCAGUGCCACUGCCAGAGACAACUGGUGGAUUCCUGAACUGUGUCCUGGCGCUGGUGCUGCCCCUGGCCUAUGGCUUCCAGCCUGACCUGGUGCUGCUGGCACUGGGGCCAGCUCACGGCCUGCAGGACCCCCAAGCUGCACUCCUGGCCGCACUGCUGCGGGUGCCAGCAGGGGGCCGAGUCUUGGCCCUUGUGGACGUGGAGUCCACACCACAGCUCGCAGGAGUCCUGGCCCGGGUGCUGUGUGGGGAGGCACCCCCCAGCCUGGGCCCCUUCUCUAUGGCCUCCCCAGAGGACACACAGGCCCUGAUGUACCUGAGAGGGCUGCUGGAGCCACAGUGGAAGAUGCUGCAGGUGGCCGCUUCCGCUUGACUGCUGUAACCUGGUUGCUGGAAAUCAGCUAAGGCGGGAGGAUUUAUCCCUGGAAAUGACACUACGAACCAGUCUCCCAAGAGUCUGUUGUUAAACAUUCACCAGCACACCACUGCCUGAGGCCUCUGUCCUGAUGCCCAGGCCACGGGGUGCCCAGGGCACUGGCGCAGAGGCAGCGUCCACUGCAGGGACCUGGCGCUCCCCUGCGCACCGGGCUCUUCACGGAAGGCCCCGCCCAGUCUCCCUCCACUCCAAUCAGUAAACGGCUAAGCGAAA